AUGGUAAUUGCAGUAGGAGGCGCGCAUCCUCCCACUUGUCGCGGAGUAGUACUACAGCUUAGGCUGUAUUGGCAUCGCCCCACAGAGGGAGACCCUGUCCCUCCUGUCCCCGCGGUGCCACAAUCGCCGCUCAUUGCAGUGCAAGGUAUAGGGCACGUGAACAAGAUGACAGCCAUCUUCCCAGAUCCUCAAACUCUGGCCUCAAGUGAACAAAACAACAUCCUAAGAAUGGAUGGUCCCAGGGACCAAGACUCUGUCUUCAGAGGCUCGAGCGCUGACCCAGAAUCUUUCAGACAGAGGUUCAGGUGGUUUUGUUAUUCAGAAGUGGCUGGACCCAGGAAGGCCCUGAAUCAACUCUGGGAGCUCUGUGUUCAGUGGCUGAGACCAGACAUUCACACGAAAGAACAGAUGUUAGAGCUGUUGGUGUUCGAGCAGUUCCUGACCAUUUUGCCUGGAGAGAUCAGAAUUUGGGUCAAGUCGCAACAUCCUGAAAGUAGUGAGGAGGUGGUAACCCUAAUAGAGGACUUGACCCAAGCCUUUGAAGAAAAAGAUCUGACCUUUCAAGAUUCUACCAUUUCCCAAGAGGAGAAAUCAGAAGAAGAUAAAAUGGUUGCUGUUAUUCCAAGAACUGAGUCCCAUGAAUCAAUAACAUUCAAGGAUGUGGCUGUGAACUUUUCCAGAGGAGAGUGGAAGAAGCUAGAGCCUUCUCAAAAGGAGCUAUAUAUGGAAGUGCUACUGGAAAACUUCAGGAACCUAGAAUUUGUGGGCUUUCCAGUUUCCAAGUUAGAUUUGAUUUCCCAGCUAAAGUGGGUUGAAUUGCCAUCGCUGCUAGAAACAGAAGAGUCAGAAGGCUCCAGAUCAGAGUGUGAGCCUAGAGAUGAAUUGGAGGUAUCUGUUCAAAAUCAUGAUGUUUCUAUGGAAGAAUUGACUUUAGAUAAAAUAAUAGAAAGGUGCCUCAGGGAUGAUGAUUACGGCUUGAUGGGAGAAUUUUGGAAGCGUUUCGGCCAAUCAAAGGAACAUGGCAAGCAAGGAUAUUCAAAAGGAACAAUUACACAAAAGAAAAUUCAUGGGAGAGUCAAGAAAGGUGAAGAAUUUGAUCUGGAGAAGAGCCCCUUUGGAAAUAAUUUUAAACAAACUUCAGACAUAAUCAAACACCUGAGAGUCUACUUAAGGAAGAAAUCUCGGAGGUAUAAUGAAUGCAAGAAGCCCUUCAGUUUUCAUUCAGACCUUAUUCUGAACCGUAAAGAACAUACUGGGGAAAAAUCACGGAAAGGAAAUGAAAGUGGGAAAGUGUUAAGUCACUCUUCAUCUUUUCCUGAACAUCAGAAACGUCAGAAAAUUUCUUUGGGGGUUAAGUCCCAGAAGUGUACUAAGUGUGGAAUAGACUUUUUCCAGAGAUCAUCCAUUUCUAAGAGAAAAUACACUACAUGUGAAAAAUGUAGGAAGGAUUUAUGUCAAGAUGCAGCCUUAAAUAAAGAUGAGGGAACUGAGACUGGAGAAAAAAACCAUAAAUGUAGUAAAUGUGGAAAAGCCUUUGGCUAUAGUGCCUCGCUCACCAAACAUCGGAGAAUUCACACUGGAGAGAAACCCUAUAUGUGUAAUGAAUGCGGGAAAGCUUUCAGUGACAGUUCGUCACUCACACCACAUCAUAGAACUCAUAGUGGAGAGAAACCCUACAAAUGUGAUGACUGUGGAAAAGGUUUCACCCUGAGCGCUCACCUCAUUAAACAUCAGAGAGUUCAUACUGGAGAAAAACCCUAUAAGUGUAAAGACUGUGGGAGACCCUUCAGUGACAGUUCAUCUCUUAUUCAACAUCAGCGAAUUCACACUGGAGAAAAACCCUACACAUGUAACAAUUGUGGAAAAUCCUUCAGUCAUAGCUCAUCCCUUUCCAAACAUCAGAGAAUUCAUACAGGAGAGAAACCCUAUAAGUGUGGUGAAUGUGGAAAAGCCUUUAGACAGAAUUCUUGCCUUACUCGACAUCAGAGGAUUCACACUGGAGAAAAGCCGUAUUUGUGUAAUGAUUGUGGGAUGACUUUCAGCCAUUUUACAUCCGUCAUUUAUCAUCAAAGACUUCAUUCGGGAGAAAAGCCCUACAAAUGUAAUCAAUGUGAGAAAGCCUUCCCUACUCAUUCCCUCCUUAGUCGUCAUCAGAGAAUUCAUACUGGUGUAAAACCUUACAAAUGUAAAGAAUGUGGGAAAUCCUUCAGUCAGAGCUCAUCUCUUAAUGAACAUCACCGAAUUCAUACUGGAGAGAAACCUUAUGAAUGUAACUAUUGUGGAGCAACCUUUAGCAGGAGCUCAAUUCUUGUAGAACACCUAAAAAUUCAUACUGGAAGGAGAGAAUAUGAGUGUAGUGAAUGUGAGAAGACAUUUAAAAGUAAUUCAGGCCUCAUCAGACAUCGUGGAUUUCAUUCUGGAGAGUAGUUCUGAGAAUAUAGUUAAGAUAGAGGGAAAUUUAGUUAAAAUUGUCCCUUAAAAAAAUCUGAGAUUUAAACUACACAACAUUGAUGGAUAGCUGCAAUUUCGAUGGUUUGGCAGCCAAGUAAAAUUCUUUUUCCCCAUUCAUCCCUCUUUUUAAGGUAUCAACUGCUGGUAAAUAAUAAUCAGGGUGGUAAAGUCAUGUGGAAAGUGAAUAAAGUAGUAUGUGAAUUGAUUCUAAAUGUCCAACUUAAAAUAGAAAAGCUCUUUUCCUCAGAUUUUCCUCUUUGCACCUUCCCUUCCACCCAUAUGGUGUGAUGGAAAGAACUGGAGUGGAGUCAGGUAAGCUGAGUUCUGUCCCAAUAGACAGGCCAGUGUACUCUAUAACCUUAGA
Tupaia belangeri chinensis (Chinese tree shrew) is the source of this 2815-nucleotide messenger RNA. RefSeq names its product zinc finger protein 483 (gene ZNF483). Gene Ontology annotation, molecular function: RNA polymerase II cis-regulatory region sequence-specific DNA binding; DNA-binding transcription factor activity, RNA polymerase II-specific. NCBI's taxonomy places the organism in Eukaryota, Metazoa, Chordata, Mammalia, Scandentia, Tupaiidae. The transcript has 6 exons. The record is from RefSeq and is a predicted model, not a curated record. The coding region runs from base 1 to 2427 and encodes 808 amino acids. Gene Ontology annotation, biological process: regulation of DNA-templated transcription.